AUGGAUGCCAGUGAAAUCGACCAGGCCAUUAAUGAAGAACUCAGAAAACUGAGCAUCGAUCCCUCUGAAAUCGAGUAUGACAUGCCUGAAGAAGAAGAAAUAAAAUUGUCUGAUGACCACGAAGAUGAGGAUAGUGAUAUUAUGUCUGAGAUUGAGAGGCAAGUAGCACUGCCCAUUUCUAAUGAGGUGGGAUUAAAUGAUACAGGAGAUGAGGAGGACUGCUCAGGUAAAGCGCAGCAUGAGGAGGAUGUAGCCUCAGAGGUCCUGGAACGCGAUGCGUUUUUGGAAUCAGAGAGGCAAUUUAGCAUUGAGCUGAGAGAGCUGGAGCAAAGACUACAGCAAGAGGAGGAGGAAAGACUGUCAGAGGAGAGGGAAGAGAGAGAGUCGUGUCUAAACCUAGCCAGGGAAGAGGAGGAGAGGAGAAAACUCAGGUACCGGGAAUUUGAGGAGGAGCUGCAGAGAAUAGAAACGGCAUACAGAGAUGGUCAGAAAGAAGAAACUCUUCAGCUUGAGCUGAUUCAACAGCAGGUAAUGAUUAGAAGGUUGGAGAAGCAGCUAGAGGAGGAGAGACGAGUCUUUGAGGAGACACAGGAGCAGGAGAGGAGGAGAACGCAGGAGCUACGCCGUCUGGCAGCCACUAAGCUCCAGGCUGCUUUCAGAGGAAUGCUGGCCCGCCAAUGGAGCAAGGCAGAGCUUAACAGGAGGAGAGAAGAAGAGAGGAGGCGCAGAGAGGAGUUAAGAGAGAGAGAGGAGAGGAGAGAGAGAGAGGAAGUGAUGAGGAGACGGUGGGAAGAGGAGAGAAGGAGAAAAGAGGAAGAAGAACGGCGUGAGAAGGAGGAGACGACGAGGAGAAGGGUUGAGUACGAGAAGGCGAAACUGCAAGAACGUGACCGUCUAGAGAGAGAGCGCCAACUGGCUGAGCAAAGAAGAGAAGAAGAGAAAGAGAGAAAAAGGAAAGAAGAGGAAAGAAAAAGACAAAAAAGAGACGCCUCGCUCGGAUCUGGGUUACCUAAAACCACAGAGACAAACCUGCCCGAUGAAACCAGCCCGACCUGUCCCUCCAGCGCCGCCGCUCCGAUCUGUGAGCCGCUGACCAGGGGCCUAGGUGAAGCAGAGACCCAGACGGACGCUGGCAGGCGGGGGGUACAGACGGUUAUGGAUGUCGGAGGCUCAGAGUCAGACCAAGCAGGUAAAACAGGAGAGAGUGCUGGAAGGAUCCAGAGUUGGGUCUCCACGUGUCUGCCUGACAGCACGGAGCAUAAGCGUCUGGCCUGGAUGAUGAACUGCACUCCCUGGUUCAAACUGGCCAUGCAGAACAAGAGGAAAACGCCUGCCAAGGAGCAGCCCAGGAAGAGGGCAGGCAGGAGAGCCACUCAGCCCAGCUUGCCCCCACUCAGUGUGGAUACUGUGCUAGCAUGUGGGCCCUGGAGCUCCCUCAAACAGGUCACCACGGUUACGCUGGAGGACUUGCCUGGCUGUAGUCUGUCGACUCUGGCUGAGUGUGAGAGAUUACAGUCUCUGACCGUCAGGCGCUGUGCUCUCCAAGCCUUAGAAGGGCUUAACCGCUGUGCUGAGCUUAAGUACAUAGAUGUUCAGGAAAACUCGAUUACAUUUGUGGAUUGUACAAAUAUGGCCAGCCUUCAGGUUCUGUUGCUGAGUAAGAACCAGCUAUGCAGUAUCCAUGGUUUGGAUGGAGCCAUUAAUCUGAAUGACCUUCAACUCUCCUUCAACCUCAUUUCCCAUGUGGGAGGGCUGGGAUCUCUGAGGAGGCUACAGAGGUUAGUGAUUGAUCACAACCAGCUGAUCAGCACAAAAGGCCUGAGAGAGGUGUUUACUCUCCUCCAUCUGGACUGCUCCUAUAACCACUUGACCAGCGUGGAGGGUCUGGAGAGCUGUGGCCUGCUGAAUACACUGGACCUGAGGGGAAACAGUCUGACUGAGCCGCCCGUCCUGAGGAACCACGUCCUGCUGCGUCGUCUGCGUCUGGACGACAACGGCGUCUCCUCCCUCGCCGGCCUGAGCGCCUGCUGGCUGCCGCUGCUCCGCCGGCUCGGCGCGGCCCAGAACAGUAUUACUCAACUCCCCUCCCUGUGUGACUUGGUUUCACUGAAAACACUGGAUGUCAGUCGCAACUGCCUCUCAGAGCUGAAGAAUGUUUGUGCGAGUCUACAGGGAUGCGCUCUCCUCCAAGAGCUUAACCUGGCCGACAACCCCCUGCAGCGAGACGCCGACUGGAGGUCCUGUCUUCUGCAGGCAAUGCCAUGCUUAAUCAAAGUGAAUGGUGAUUGGACUGGGACUUCUUUGGCGCCCCCUGUAGGUCCAGCACUGCAGUGCAGUUUCCAGGCCCUCUGCCAGGCUCAUCAAGAACAGCUUGACACACUACAGCACAAACACAGCAUGGAGCUCAGCUCUGCCCCGUCUUCUCUGGAUGCCCAGCUCCUCUCUGGUGUCCACAGUGCUGAGCUUAUUCAGUUAGCCGAAGAACAGAGAUACGCUCAUGAAUACGGGGACACGGGUGUGACUGAAACACACACGCUGCAGGCUCCCAGCCAAAGUCACCCUAACCGGCCCUCGCAUACACAUCCAACACAGGAAGAGAGCGUUCAGAACCAGGCUCUAAACACAGUACCACAGGAGACUGGCAGUCCUCAGAUGACUGACCUAACAGACACAACUCCUGAAGCCGACCCGGUGCUGCCUGCUACUGACUUUCUAACUGACCCCAAAGAAAACAGUCUCAAUCUGUCCCAAAGCACUAAUGCAACCAAAGCAGCAACAGCUGUGAACAGCUCCGACAGAAGAUGUGUCUUACCCAGAUUGGACCUUAAAACUAUGGCAGCAAUGGUGAUCCAGCAGCACUGGCGAAGGCACAGACGCAGAAAAGAGAGGAAGCCUCUGGACCUAACUGCAAAGACUAAUGGGAAAUGUAGUCCUUUGAGAGAAGAGAAACCCAGGAGGGUGAUUCUAGACCCUCCCAACAGAGACUAUUUGGCCACUGUCAUUCAGGCUGUCUGGAGGGGCUACGCAUUACGGAAGAAACUAGCCCAAGCCCUGGCCGCGGCGCGGUUGACGGAGGGGGACGAGGACUUUGAAGAGGUGGACAUGGACGGAUUCGUUUUUGAUGAGGAGGCUUUGGAGAAAGACUGGAUAACCUUGCAUUCCGAUGACGCACCGUCCGGAACGCUGCCAUUUUCCCAACUGCGCCCGUUGCCAAAGCCCACCAAAAUCACCGUGGCAACCAAAGCAAGCUUGGGCAGGAGGAUAAAAUCCCCAGCUUCGGAGAGAUCUGAGAAAAUCCUGAAAGAGUGGGGUCUCUCCAAUAGCUCCACCGCUCUCCUCAUUCUCAAAAGAGCUCAGAAAAUGAAAUCAUGCAAGCGGCAACAGAGAAAGUUUCAGGAGCGCCUAGAACCGGUUUUCAUUACCGGGAGCCACGGUGGCAGCAGCAGCGGCAGCGGCGGCGGCGGCAGCAGAAGCUUACCUCACUGGCUCUGCUUUGAGAGGACGGCCAGAGACGGUGGCCCCCUCUCCAGGUUCCUGGUGGGGCUGCCCCUGGCCAGCUUUGAUCAGAAUAAAGAGACACCAUCCCCCAAAAGAGUGACCUCGGCUCCCUCUAAGAAAGAAAGGAUCUCAUUCCGAGACAGUCCGGCCCGGCUCAGCCAGGGUUGGGGAUGUGGAAAGAUAAGGUCCAGGGUGAAGAAGUAAAGACAAGUCAAUCCACGAUUUUCCACCUCAGAAGAAAUCAGUGCUCACUGUCCAGGUGUCUUUGCUAGCCCUUGA
Chanos chanos (milkfish) is the source of this 3777-nucleotide messenger RNA. RefSeq names its product leucine-rich repeats and IQ motif containing 1 (gene lrriq1). Lineage: Eukaryota; Metazoa; Chordata; Actinopteri; Gonorynchiformes; Chanidae. The transcript is spliced from 22 exons. The record is from RefSeq and is a predicted model, not a curated record. Gene Ontology annotation, molecular function: protein binding.